AUGGUGUCUAGAUCCUACUCGAACCUUCUCGAGCUGGCCUCCGGCGAGCCGCCGUCCAUCGGCCGGAUCCGCCGCCGGAUUCCCCGGGUGAUGACGGUGGCCGGCAUCAUCUCCGACCUCGACGAGGACUCCGACUCCGACAACUCCGCCGGCCCCUCCUCCCCCCCCCGCGACCGCACCAUCGUCGUCUCCAACCACCUCCCCAUCCGCGCCCACCGCCGCCCCGACAACCGCGGCUGGACCUUCUCCUGGGACGAGGACUCCCUCCUCCACCAGCUCAAGGAUGCCAUUGGAGAUCACUGCGAUAUGGAAUUCGUCUACGUCGGCUGCCUUCGCGACGAGAUUCCCCUCGCCGACCAGGAUGAGGUCGGCCAGAUCCUCCUCGAGACCUUCAAGUGCGUGCCGGCCUUCCUGCCGCCCGACCUCCUCGCCCGAUUCUACCAUGGCUUCUGCAAGCAGCAGCUGUGGCCGCUUUUCCAUUACAUGCUCCCUCUGUCGCCGGAGCUCGGCGGCCGCUUCGACCGGUCCCUCUGGCAGGCCUACGUCUCGGUUAACAAGAUAUUCGCCGAUAAGAUUCUGGAGGUGAUCAACCCUGAUGACGAUUUUGUCUGGGUCCAUGACUACCACCUCAUGGUCCUGCCGACCUUCCUCAGGAAGAGGUUCAAUCGGGUCAAGCUCGGAUUUUUCCUCCACAGCCCGUUCCCCUCGUCGGAAAUCUAUAAGACGUUGCCCGUCCGGGAGGAGCUCCUGCGGGCGCUGCUGAACUCCGACUUGAUUGGAUUCCACACAUUCGACUAUGCCCGCCAUUUCCUGUCCUGCUGCAGUAGGAUGCUCGGGCUGUCGUAUGAGUCGAAGAGGGGUUAUAUUGGAUUGGAGUAUUACGGCCGGACGGUUAGCAUCAAGAUUCUGCCGGUCGGAAUUCAUAUGGGUCAGCUCCGGUCGGUGCUGAGCCUCUCCGAGACAGAGGCGAAGGUCGCGGAGCUCGUCGAGCAGUUCCGGGAUCGGGGAAGGGUGAUGCUUCUCGGUGUCGACGACAUGGACAUCUUCAAAGGGAUCAGCUUGAAGCUGCUGGCCAUGGAGGAGUUGCUCAAGCAGCACGCCGAGUGGCGGGGGAAGGUGGUCUUGGUUCAGAUCGCUAACCCGGCAAGGGGGAGGGGGAGGGACGUCAGGGAAGUCCAGGAGGAGACCCAUGCGACGGCGAGGAGGAUCAAUGAUGCCUAUGGCGAGAAUGGGUAUGAGCCUGUUAUUUUGAUCAAUGAGCCGCUUCAGUUCUACGAGAGAAUGGCUUACUAUGCGGUGGCAGAGUGUUGUUUGGUGACGGCGGUGAGGGAUGGCAUGAAUCUCAUCCCUUAUGAGUACAUUAUUGCUCGACAAGGGAAUGAGAAUUUGGAUGGUGUCUUGGGUUUGAAUCCUUCCACAGUGAGGAAGAGUGUGCUGGUGCUUUCGGAGUUCAUCGGCUGUUCGCCGUCGUUGAGUGGAGCAAUCCGGGUGAAUCCAUGGAAUAUAGAAGCCGUGGCUGAUGCAAUGGUCUAUGCCUUGGAAAUGCCUGAGGCGGAGAAGCAGCUACGGCAUGAGAAGCACUAUAGGUAUGUCAGCACACAUGAUGUGGGCUACUGGGCAAAUAGCUUCUUGCAGGAUUUGGCGAGGACGUGCCGUGACCACUCCAAGAGGAGGUGCUGGGGAAUUGGGUUUGGUUUGGGGUUCAGGGUUGUUGCUCUUGAUUCGAACUUUAGGAAGCUCGCAAUGGAGCACAUUGUUUCAGCAUAUAAGAGAACUAAAACCCGGGCCAUCCUGCUGGAUUAUGAUGGUACGUUGAUGCCGCAAGCGUCGAUCAAUAAGAGCCCAAGCUCCAAGUCCAUUGAAAUCUUAAAUAGCUUGUGUUCCGAUACGAGUAAUGUGGUCUUUCUUGUGAGCGCCAGAAGUCGAAGCACUCUCGGCGAGUGGUUUUCGCCUUGCGAGAAUCUGGGCAUGGCUGCGGAGCAUGGCUACUUUCUCAGGUUGAAGAGAGAUGCUGAGUGGGAAACAUGCAUUCCUGUUGCUGACUGUAGCUGGAAGCAGAUCGCGGAGCCUGUAAUGAAUCUAUACACCGAAACAACUGAUGGUUCGACCAUCGAUGAUAAGGAAACUGCACUUGUCUGGUCCUAUGAGGAUGCUGAUCCCGACUUUGGGUCUUGCCAAGCCAAGGAGCUCCUCGAUCAUCUUGAGAGCGUCCUCGCAAAUGAGCCAGUAUCAGUGAAGAGCGGUCCGCACCUUGUGGAGGUUAAACCACAGGGUGUGAGCAAGGGCCUGGUGGCCCAGCGCCUGCUGUCUGUCAUGCAGGAGAGGGGCUUAUCACCAGACUUCAUACUGUGCAUUGGAGAUGACAGGUCCGAUGAAGAUAUGUUUGAGGUUAUUAGCAAUGCCAUGGCAGGCAGUUCCCUAGCUCCUGCAGCAGAAGUGUUUGCAUGCACGGUUGGUCGGAAGCCCAGUAAGGCUAAAUACUAUCUGGAUGAUACACAUGACAUUGUUAGGCUGAUGCAAGGACUGGCUGCAGUCUCAGAACAAGCACCUCGGAACUUCAAUGAUGUAGGCGGGAGCAACCAGAUGUAUCAGUUCCUUCUGCAGACCUGACAAACUGUUAUAGAUGCUUGUUCAGUUAGGUUUCUACUGCCAUUUGCUUGCUCUGCCUUGAAUUUUGAUUGUGUGAAAUCAUCUCUAAUAUGUAUAAUUGGGCCUGGAACAUAUUGUUGGAUGAUUUCUCCAUCAUUAGUUGCCGGCAUGGCCUUGCCAUAUGUUAAUGAUUAGAUCAUAAGGUGUUUCAGAGUGCUGCUAUGCUUCAUGCAUGUGCUUAAGUGUAAGUGCUGACAGGGCAGUGUGCGGGCUGUGCAUGGAGCCUACGUGGACUGUUAACAGGGCGUUUGGCCAAUCAACUGUCUUGUCAGUGUCUAACUUCAUGUGAGCGUAGGACCUGUUUGUUUUUUUCGUAAAUUGAAGUCUUAAUUUUGCUACUUCGCACGGAAAAGUCUUUAAAGCCACUUUGCAUUCACGUUGAGAUUGUUUGAAGUUUCUAUAUCUGCAUCAGAACUAGAUAUUGUAAAUUCAGACUGGAAAAUGAUGAUUGCAAGGGUAUGUUGACACCACUAUAAUCUUACAUGGAAGCUCUUGGUGUGGUGUCUUAUCCCCACUUGUCCAAGGCAGCUGAGGAUUGGUGCUGCACUUAUGGUACAUUAUGUUGUCAGAAACGGAUUUCCUUUAUUUCAACUUUUGCUGUAGCAACUUGUGAUCUCAAGUGUAAGGAUCUGACUGUGUUAUUGGUUUCUAUUAAGGCCAUAAUCUCUAUUUAGAAGUGUUGUUCAGUCCCUUUCUCCCCUUCUACCUUUUAUCUCCAUGUUUAUUUCCUAUGAUUUUCUGAUGUUCCCGUGCCCUGUUUCUAUCUAAUAUAUGGAUGCAUCAAAAGUGGUGCUGAUGUUAGAACUAGUAACAAUCCUUUUAGGUAUCAACAAGAGCAUCCCCACCUAAUUUGAACUCCUUCGCUCUUAUGCUAGAUGCUUCCUGUCCAUUCUGAACAUACUUAUAC
This is a messenger RNA of Phoenix dactylifera (date palm), 3556 nucleotides long. The record is from RefSeq and is a predicted model, not a curated record. Lineage: Eukaryota; Viridiplantae; Streptophyta; Magnoliopsida; Arecales; Arecaceae.